AUUAGAGGCAGCUGUGCAGCACUUUAGGUCCUGCGGGACAGCAGGGGGCCAGUACUACCUCUGGUCGGAGAGAUUCCCCUCCCUCAACCAGCUGGUGGAGAUAUACCAACACACAUCCAUCUCCAAGCAGACCAAGGUGUUCCUGCUGGAGGACCGGAACCCAGAGGAGCCGGACGAGUUGGAGUUUAACACCGGAGACGUGAUCUCGGUGCUGGAGAGCUCUGACCCGACCUGGUGGAGAGGAGCUCUGAGGGGGAAGAGUGGCCUGUUCCCCUCCAACCACACCACCCCCCUCUGA
This is a messenger RNA of Gymnodraco acuticeps, 298 nucleotides long. RefSeq names its product GRB2-related adaptor protein 2-like. The record is from RefSeq and is a predicted model, not a curated record. Gene Ontology annotation, molecular function: protein binding. The transcript has 2 exons. Lineage: Eukaryota; Metazoa; Chordata; Actinopteri; Perciformes; Bathydraconidae. The annotation marks the transcript as partial.